GCUCAGUCACAGGGGGACAUUUCCUGCCGUGACUCGACAUCACUUCCGGGAGCGUGGUUUUCUUUCCUGCGUUGUCCAGCGUUGCUCGUUCGUUCACUCUCUUCCUCCUCCGUGAAGCUUUCGGGCCGAGAGGAUCCUCUUCCUUGGCGGCCAUGAUUGAGGCAGAAGUUAAUCCUAAGGCUUAUCCACUUGCUGAUGCUCAGCUCACUAAGACACUGCUGGAUCUUGUACAACAAUCCUGUAACUACAAACAGUUACGCAGAGGUGCCAAUGAAGCCACUAAAACCUUGAACAGAGGAAUAGCUGAAUUCAUUGUGAUGGCUGCAGAUGCUGAGCCCCUUGAGAUCAUCCUUCACCUCCCACUACUUUGUGAGGAUAAAAAUGUGCCCUAUGUAUUUGUACGCUCCAAGCAGGCCCUGGGACGGGCAUGUGGUGUUUCUCGACCUGUCAUCGCUUGUUCCAUUACUAUCAAGGAAGGCUCACAGCUGAAGCCUCAAAUACAGUCUGUACAACAAGCCAUUGAAAGACUAUUGGUUUAGGUCUCUUGAGCCACUCAUAUUAAACAUAAAUAAUUUGAAAUGUUUUCUUUAAGCAUUUUCCCCAAUCUUGUCAUUUGUACAGUACCUUUCUUUAGUUUGUCUACCAAAUAAAUCUUAACCAUCUUCAUUUCUCA
Messenger RNA from Sceloporus undulatus (fence lizard), 673 nucleotides. RefSeq names its product small nuclear ribonucleoprotein 13 (gene SNU13). Gene Ontology annotation, molecular function: RNA binding. The transcript is spliced from 3 exons. Bases 153 to 539 code for a protein of 128 amino acids. Gene Ontology annotation, biological process: maturation of SSU-rRNA; ribosome biogenesis; mRNA splicing, via spliceosome. Gene Ontology annotation, cellular component: nucleolus; box C/D methylation guide snoRNP complex; U4/U6 x U5 tri-snRNP complex. Lineage: Eukaryota; Metazoa; Chordata; Lepidosauria; Squamata; Phrynosomatidae. The record is from RefSeq and is a predicted model, not a curated record.